This is a messenger RNA of Mizuhopecten yessoensis (Yesso scallop), 256 nucleotides long. RefSeq names its product putative ferric-chelate reductase 1. NCBI's taxonomy places the organism in Eukaryota, Metazoa, Mollusca, Bivalvia, Pectinida, Pectinidae. The annotation marks the transcript as partial. Gene Ontology annotation, molecular function: oxidoreductase activity, acting on metal ions. The record is from RefSeq and is a predicted model, not a curated record. The transcript has 2 exons.
GGUCAUCUGAACUGUAUGGCGUGGCUGUUCCUACUGGUCAUCAUCGGAGUAAUCCUCAUUUUUGUGGAGGUAGGAGGAUACAGUAUGGCCGACUACCUUCCCUAUAAGGCCCACCCCAUCUUGGGUAUCAUCAUUCUCAUCUGUGUAAUCCUCAACCCCAUCAUCGCCCUGAUCCGACCAGAAGAUGACCACAGAUGUCGCCCAGUCUUUAACUGGUUCCACUGGGCAUUUGGCACUAUUGCCUGGUGUCUAGCAA